This is a messenger RNA of Toxoplasma gondii ME49, 3632 nucleotides long. RefSeq lists its product as hypothetical. Lineage: Eukaryota; Apicomplexa; Conoidasida; Eucoccidiorida; Sarcocystidae. Gene Ontology annotation, cellular component: nucleus; transcription factor TFIIF complex. Gene Ontology annotation, biological process: transcription initiation at RNA polymerase II promoter; positive regulation of transcription elongation by RNA polymerase II. Gene Ontology annotation, molecular function: RNA polymerase II general transcription initiation factor activity; DNA binding; TFIIF-class transcription factor complex binding. The record is from RefSeq and is a predicted model, not a curated record. The transcript has 12 exons. Bases 752 to 2386 code for a protein of 544 amino acids.
CCGCUUUCCACUCUGUCUCAACGGCUUUUGCGUCACCAGUUUCGGUGUGCGCUUCUCGUGAGGACCUUUGUCGAUGCAACACGACCCGGACGGGGGCGAGUCGCGGAUUUUUUGAAAUGCUCUCGUUGGUCAUCAAUUUUUUCAGAGCGACCGCGCGGAAAGAGGGAAGGACAGCGAACAGAAACUGCGGAGAUAGCAAGAGGAUAAGACUCACAUCUCUCAAGGCCCAAGAAAGUCGAGGCCUUGCGUCUUCGUCGUUUUUCUCGUUUCAACGAAGCUGCGUUCUUCUCUUCACUGCUUUCCUCACGCCGUCUUUGCGCGUUUUUCACUCGUCCGUCGUUGUGGUUUUUAUAUUCUUUUCCUCCCGUCUCUUCACGCGGCGUCAGGUGUAUCUGGACCUCACUAUUAACCAGCUCUCGAACGGUUUCUUGGUGCCCUUCUUCCUCGCCAGUUUCUUCUCUCAUAUCCUUUCCUUUCUUUCUGCUGCUCCCGUAUGUGCCCGCUCUAUCGACCCGCCUCCCCUCCAUGCGUCGAGUAGCUCUCCUCUUCUCUUGAGCUGCCUACAGACAAUCAUCUGCCGUUGCAGACAUCAGCAUGCAUAUAAAAAUACAUACAUGUGUAUGCAUGUGUAUGUGUGAACGUGUCGUCGGCAUAUGAGCGUGUUUCUCCGCCUCUGAGUGCAUUGACUAAGACGAAUACAGCAUACAGAUGCAUUCGUAGGUUUGUACAGAUUCGACUGAAUGCGUUGACAAUGUUGACGAAGAGUCGAGGGCCUCGCCCGAGUCCGGCCGGAGGGCCGUUGGGUCCGACGCCUCGGAUUCGGAGACAAGUUUUCGCUGCUUCUGACAAAGUCGAGCCAAAGGAAGAAUCCACUUCGCUCGGAGCUGUCUCGUCUGCGAGAGGACUGAAGAGAGAGAUUGAGAGAGGACCGCAGCGCCCCUCUGGCCGGCGUCUGGGUUUUGAGCCUCAGAGACAAGAAGCUUCAGGAUCGGCGAGUGCGUCUGCGUCAUCCCUCCCCUUCGAAGACCAAGUGAAGAACAUCAUCGCAUCUGGAUUAGCGCAGCCUCGAGACCGCCUGCGAAUGAGCGGCCUCAACCGCUCACGUCCUCUCCUCAUUGCGCGCAUUCCCGACACCCUCGCAGCUCUGCGGCAGCCCAUCUCCAUUCAACAAGAUGUCCCCGUACUGCCUGCGGGUGAAGAGAACAACGUCCUGCUCCGCCUGGAAGGGGAGAAGGCGGCCCCGUGGCGCGUGCGAGAUUCCUCAGAUUUGAAUCAAGAGGAGAGAGACGGCGAGGAGUCUGAGGCGCAUGCAUCUAAAAAGCAGAAAGUCUUCCUAUCGAAACCCAACGACGUCAACGCAGAUUGCUUCUUUCUGCUCGUCCAAGGCAAGGAAUUCGUGGAAGUGCUCCCGAUCAGUGGCUGGUUGAACUUCGACCGGAUGGUCCCGGCGAAAGGACAGGCGCCGACAGCCGAGGACGCAGAACACCAAAGUCGAGUGAAGGCCACCCGAGAUGCUGCGCUGGCUGCGCGGGUGGCGUUGCUGAGAAGAAGCGGCGCAGAGAGCGACGAAGAAGGCGAGAGAGUGGGGAAAGAGGCAGCGAAGGAAACGCGGAGAGAAGGAUCUGAUCGAGACGACGACGAACUCGGCCUACGAAGGCAAAAGCAGAAGCGUAUGAAGCAGCUGCUGCGGCAGAAGGCUGGACAGAAACAGAAACUGAACGAAUACAUUGAUUCGGCAUUGAGUGUGACGGCUGUCCGUCAGGCAGAAGUGGACUGGGAUUUCGAGGAGGUUCUGAGUGACGACGAAGAAGACGUCGCGGCAGAAGUAAAGAACCAAGGCGCAGAGGGAGAGGACGUUCUCGCUGGAGAGGCAGCCGAGGACUUGGUCUGCACAGACGACGACGAAGCAGGCGCCGCAGACGCAGACCUCACCAACUAUGGCCAGCAAAUGAAAACAUUGUUGGACAAGGCGAAGGACGACGAAGCAGACGAUGAACUCCACCAGUACGAAUCUGACGAGGGUGAAGAGAAUGAAGAAGAAGGUCAAGGCGGCAGUGCAUCUGGACAGACCUCUGGAGAAACGACGAAGAGUCCGGUCACUCCCGGCGCGCGACCGGCUCAGACGACUCGUCCAGCGCCUUCUGCAAAACUCGUCGCUGGCCAAGCGGAAAAGGGUGACGACGCGGACCUAAAGAGUCGUGUAAUUCGUAUCAUGCAGCAGCACAUGGGAAGAAUGACUGUGAAGCAUUUCAUGAACGCGUUCAAGGUGAAGGAGAAGAACGAGGAAUUCAAGAAGAUCCAGCAAGUCGUUCACAAGAUUUGCAAGAUGGAGACAACGGAAGACAAGCAGAAGUUCAUUAUUCUGAAGCCUGAAUAUCGCAUGUGAAGAAGAAAGCAUGGAUGCCACUCGCCUUCGGUCUCUGCUUGCUCACCUCCUUCCCCCUAUGUCGACUCUCUGGGCUAUCUUCACUUCUUUCACUUUCGAAGCCUUCUUUUUAUACGGUCGCUGUCCUCUCUGUUCCUUCGGCGACCAACAUGUACAAUGAGAAAACACAGAAGACCUGAGAGUACGUGUGGUGUUCCGCAGCCUUUCUGUCGAGGUGGAAAAACAUACGAGACAAAACUGCAGUGUCUUUUUUGGAGCAUAGAGACCCUUGCGCAUGCAAAAAGAAAAACACUUUUCCGGCGGGUCAUGUUGCUCUCAACUUUCGCCGCUGCCUCAGCAAGAAAACCAAAAAAGAGGAGAAAUCUUCACUCACUUCCGAUCCUCCUUCCCAGGCAUCUUCCGUUCUGUUCCCUGGUGCCUCAGUGCAUGUGCGACCGCGGCUGACCAUGUGGUCACUUGCGAUAGCGAUUGGCACAGCAUCCUCCACAGACCUUGUUGGUUUUUGUAUUCCUCUUCUUCCGUACACUUCUCGUCUGCCUCCACAGAACGAUAUUUCUAUGCAUAUAUAUAUACUUAUUUAUUUUUGCACAUGUUAAAAUCAAUGUGUGUUUGGGGUUUAGGGGGGAGGGGGAUGAGGUAGAUCGACGCAUGUUGGAAUUUGUGCGUUCAUACUUAGUCAUGGAUACGUCCAGAUAUGAUUUGAGGCUGGCGGAGUGUGUGCAAGUAAUUGGAACCGUUGUGUAAGGAAAGAUGUGUAGAAGAAUUCUCUCUUGUCUAUUUUUGUGCUCAAUAUCAAAAUAGUAGCAUUCACUGCACACGGCGUAGCGCGAACACUCGAAAAGCGGGGGCAUCAGAGAAGCAGUGAUCCUCGGAAGAAAUCCAGAGAGUGUCGAUUUCUGCACAGCAUGCAAAACGAGUAAAACGGCUGAAUCGAAGUCGAGAAAACGCAUCAAACAGUGAGUGAAAUCAGAGAGGACGCCGGUUACCAUCGGCGCACAGGCACUAGGGUGCCGUAUGUUGCUAGACAAGCGAGAAACCCAAAAGGACUCGAGAAGCACUGCAGUGGCGGCUUUCUUGGAAGCAGACAUCUUGUUCAACGAGGGUUACACCCUUUCAGCCGUCCGUACCGAGAGAAACGAAAUUUUUCUCGAUCGAGUGAUCUGUGGACCCCAGUUUUCCCAUGUAAAGUACAGUUGGUCGAGGGGAGCCCAGCGUGUAAUUGAAAAACCAACAGUUGCGGUCUAAG